AUGCUGUAAAAUCGGUUGCUUUUUUUUUAAUCGCUAUUCAAGCGAUAAGGUGCUGAUUUCGUUCUCUUUUUCUCUUGCACGAAGAUCGGUGUUUUGUGAAACGUCAAAAUGAUGAAAAACAUUUGGACAUCCGUGAGCUUCAUCUUGGUACUCGUUCUCGAAUCAGCGUUGAGCCAAAAUGCCUGCAGGACGCCAAAUCGACGGGACGGCCGCUGCAUACCGCGUACCGAAUGUCGCAGCUUUAUGCAAUACUUUUUCCCGGACCGUAUCCUGACGGCAGACGAACUAACCUUUCUGCAGUUAUCGCGCUGCAACGAGAGCCCACCGAUGAUUUGCUGCCCAGAUCGGGCUCAAACCAGCGCGACGGAAGCGACGGUUCAGUCCGAUUUCAGCGGUCUUUUGCCGGAUCCGAAACGGUUCGAAUGCGGGCUGGACAUCCUGACCGAUAAGAUCUACGGCGGGGAAGACACUCUGCUGGAGGAGUUUCCGUGGUACGCACUGCUCGAAUACGUCAGCAAGAAGAACGAGCGGAUGUUUCAGUGCGGCGGUUCGCUGAUCAGCAAGCGUUACGUACUGACGGCGGCACACUGUCUGGAUAAUACGAAACUGGAUGAUGGCGAACGAUUCGUCAACGUUCGACUGGGUGAGUAUAAUACCGAAACAGUGGAUGACUGCCAAGGGACAGGUGAAGAUCGAAUCUGUUCGGAUCCACCGCAGAACUUUGGAAUCGAAGAGAUUAUCGUCCAUCCUCGGUACUCCAAAGCAGACACCAAUCAGCAUGAUGACAUUGCCCUAGUUCGGUUGGAUCGGGAUGCGGUAAUGAACACUUACGUGACGCCAAUUUGUCUUCCGGAAGCGGACUUCACAGCGACCCGUGCAGGAACAAAUGUUACGAUUGUUGGUUUUGGACAUACCGGAAGGAAACGUCAUAGUGGCGUGAAGCAGAAAGCGGAUGUCCCGAUCGUGGAUCAAAACCAAUGCCAGACAAAGUGGGGCAAGCGUGUAUUGGUGGGCAAUGGUCAGUUGUGCGCCGGAGGCCACUUCAACAUCGACUCCUGUCAUGGCGAUUCCGGUGGCCCACUAAUGACCCAGCGACUCUACUGGACCCUCGAAGGGAUUGUUUCCUUUGGCAAUCGCUGCGGUCUCGAAGGAUGGCCUGGAAUGUACACACGAGUAGCGAGCUAUACCGACUGGAUCAAGAGUGCAAUAAGAGCGUGAGCCAUGCGGGGUUACCUACUGAUCUGGAAAAUCCCCGCAAACCAGAUCAUGUAAAUAA
This is a messenger RNA of Sabethes cyaneus, 1276 nucleotides long. Its product is annotated as CLIP domain-containing serine protease B10-like. Gene Ontology annotation, molecular function: serine-type endopeptidase activity. The record is from RefSeq and is a predicted model, not a curated record. Gene Ontology annotation, biological process: proteolysis. The transcript is spliced from 4 exons. Lineage: Eukaryota; Metazoa; Arthropoda; Insecta; Diptera; Culicidae. Bases 109 to 1218 code for a protein of 369 amino acids.